GGUUGGCUCAGUUUCCUUCCUUAGCUCGACGGCAGCAGCAGCAGUGUUGGUGGUGAUUUUCUCUGGUGUGGUGGCUUGAGCAGCACAAAAGAAAAAAGAAAAAAAAAGGAAAAAAAGGUUUUCCGUGACAUUAAUUUAGCCCAACCGAGAAGUGUGUUCGAGGCUCGGUUUGUAUUGAAAGAUUUUUGUCGGAGGAUGACACCGUUGUAGCCCCUUUCCAAUUUCUGUAAAAUCUUCCAAUAGUCGAGGAAACACGGGAAACCACACGCAUUUGUUGGAAAAGUGCACGGAAUAGUGUAUGUGUGUGUAGAGUGUGUGUUUGUGUGUAGUUAGUGCUUUAUAGCGAAAGAGAGAGAGAGAGAGUACCAAGUGUUGCAAGUGCCAAGUGUGACGAUCAUCAAGCAAGUGUGCUCCUUCCCCCGCGUCUUUCACGAACUCUUCCGGUAGCGUCCAGCGCGUUAGUUAAAGCGCCUAACCCAGCAAGCACAAACCUCUAAGCGACUCAAAGCGAAGAUGGCCACCGAAACCGAGAACAAGCCCGUCGUUGCCGGCGAGGAGGAGAAGAAGGUAGAGGCCCCAGCUGUGGAGGCGGCGGCAGCAGCAGCAGCAGCAGCACCGGCCGCAGCAGAUAAGCCAGCGGAGGCCGCGGCGGCGGCGGCAGCGGGCGGCGGUGACACGGCCGCCGAUAAGAAGCCCGAGGAGAAGGCCGAGGCUGCGCCGGCCGCCAGCGGCGAGGGUGGCGAUGGAGCGACCAGCUCCGAUGCGGCGGCCGCCCCGGCCAAGAAGGAGAAGGAGAUGAAGCCGACCGUCCACAAGGCGAACUUCGAGAAGGACGUGGUGUACCUGUACCAGUUCACCCGCACACCGAUGCUGCCGUCGAUUUCGCCCUUCUGCCUGAAGGUGGAGACCUGGCUGCGCCUCGCCGGGCUGAAGUAUGAGAACAUCGACCAUAAGCUGAAGCUGCGCUCGAAGAAGGGACAGCUGCCGUUCGUCGAGGUCAAUGGGGAGGAGAUUGCCGACUCGACCAUCAUCAUGCAGGAGCUGGCGACGCGCUACGACAAGGACCUGGACGCCGCCCUGACCCAGGAGCAGCGCAACAUUGCCCACGCGAUGAUUUCGAUGCUUGAGAACCAUCUCGUCUGGGUGGUGCUGUCCUGGCGCAGCAAGAACACGGAACAGAUGCUCAAGGGCUACAAGAUUAACCUGCAGCACGCGCUCGGCAGCCGUCUGCCGAAUGCGCUGCUGAACUUCUUCUUCAAAUUCCAGUUCAGCCGCAAGUGUUUCCAGGGUGCUAAAAAGGUGAAAGCUCAGGGCCUGGGCGUCCACAAGCCGGAGGAAAUUGAGGAGUUCGGUCGCAAGGAUCUGAAGGUGCUGUCCGAGCUGCUGGCCGAUAAGCCAUUCUUCUUCGGUGAUGAACCCACCACGCUCGACUGUGUUGCAUUCUCCGUGUUGGCACAAAUUCACUUCAUUCUGGACGAGGUUAAGUACGGUCUGAAGGAGUUCAUGCAGGAGAACUGCCCGAACCUGGUGGGACACGUUUCGCGGAUCAAGGAGCGCUGCUUCCCCGACUGGGAGGACAUCUGCACCAAGCUCGAUCUGAACGCGCACAUCCCGAAGCCAGAGCCGGAAACCAAGGAAAACAAGGAAGGUGCUGACACGGAAAAGACCGCCGAACAGGACAAGAACGAGUCGGAAAAGGAGCUCGAGAAGGACAACUCGAACGAGAAGUCCGAAAAGAAGGAGGAACCCGAGAAGGUGGUGGAGGAGAAUAAAGAAAAAGAGGAGGCAGCCGCCAAAUAAGUUGGUUAGGGAGCGGUGAAAGCUAGAGAGCGGCCACAUUAAAUAAUAUGCACAGCAGCAAACAACAGCAACAACAGCAGCAACAACAAGAAGCGAGGAAGCACUAUUGCUUUUUUACAACUAUUCUACUGAAACAAGCCGUCAGCUAAAUUAAGAAAUAUAUAUAUAGUGUGACGUGCUCCCGUAA
Molecule: messenger RNA, 1987 nt
Organism: Anopheles merus
Lineage: Eukaryota; Metazoa; Arthropoda; Insecta; Diptera; Culicidae
Gene: fax
Product: failed axon connections
Exons: 6
Coding region: 514-1800 (428 amino acids)
Cellular component (GO): cytoplasm
Source: RefSeq, a predicted model, not a curated record